Cololabis saira (Pacific saury) is the source of this 2508-nucleotide messenger RNA. It is a transcript of the gene dnai4, whose product is annotated as dynein axonemal intermediate chain 4. The record is from RefSeq and is a predicted model, not a curated record. Lineage: Eukaryota; Metazoa; Chordata; Actinopteri; Beloniformes; Belonidae. The transcript has 17 exons. Gene Ontology annotation, biological process: cilium movement. Gene Ontology annotation, cellular component: axonemal dynein complex. Gene Ontology annotation, molecular function: dynein heavy chain binding; dynein light chain binding. Bases 1 to 2508 code for a protein of 835 amino acids.
AUGGCGCCGGUGGGGGCUGGGUUGGACAGCGUUGGGGAAAAACUGGCGGCCAUGUUGGCCAAUCCCUCCCAUCCACUGCUCAUGGAGCUGACGGGGAUGAGGAGCAAAUUCAGCGAUAGAUUUGUCCUCCCCUGUUUAUCUCUCUCCGGUUCUGGGAGCUUUAGACGGGGACCGAGCUCCAGGUUUGGCAGUUAUCUGGACCGGAGAGGAGACCGCAAACGGAGCGAGCUCAAGCAGACGGAGCAUGCGCAGAAGACACCAGCCCGGGUGCUGGAUGAUGGAGAGGACGUCACUCCUCUGCCUCUGCUUUCUUCAGAGCCAGGAGAGGUACCGUCCAGCCUGCCUACUCUGGAUGAAAUCUUCUCUGGAUCAGACUUCUUAAAAUCCACAUGUAGCUCCAACCUGCAGUCUUCCAGAUUGUUCUCCUUCAUGGACAGUUCCUACCAUCCCACCCUGUCUUCCAAGAACACGGAGGACAGUCUUCUGUUCCAGGACGCCGUCCGAAACCUCCCUGCUCCUCUCAACCUGCCGGUGAAAAGAGAGCGUGUGGAAGACGAGGUGUCAGACAAAGUGCCUUACAUCAUCAUUUCUGAGACGGACACCAUUUCACUGCUUGACAUCCCCAGCACCUUCGUCUCUGAGGAUGAUGAGGAUGCAGAAGCAUUGAAGGAGAGAGACAUCCUUUACGCUGAUCUAAAGAAGGAAACGGGGAACAAAACAUAUGCAGAUCACUCAGUCCAGACUUUUAAUGGAGCGCUGAAAAACAAACAGACCCAGACCAGCGAGAUCGUCAUGGUUGAUACCGCCGCUGCUGCUUCAGUCCAGGACAUCUACAACUCUUAUUGUGGUCAGGAGGAAAUCUCUGAAAAGGAAAACGUUGCUGAGAGCACCAAGAGAGGAACCGAGAGGACAGACGGGAACAGUAGCAGCACCGCAGGCAGCAGCACCGUCAGCCAGCUGCAGGACGUACAAGUAUACGCUGACCCGGACCCAGAUAAAGUCCUCCUGUCAGAGUCCUUUCAGAAGACCUCCAUGUUCAUGGAGAGAACCAUCAUGGUCCAAAAAUAUCAGUCCAAACUGGCUGCUUACAGGAACCGGCCCAUCCUUCCAGACCCUUACAGCACAGAGGAGGGUCAGGACUCCUUCACUCCGACCCUGGAGCGGCUCUGGGCUUUUACGUGCAAGCUCACCACGGGAUACGCCGUUAGAAGCAUAGCCAGGAACAAGAAGAACCCGCACAUCCUGGCUGUCGGCUACAGUGACUCCAAGAGCCAGAAACCAGGUCUCAUCUGCGGCUGGUCCAUCAAAAACCCUGAGUGGCCUGAGCGAGUGUUCUCCACCCCCAGCGGGGUCACCUCCCUGGACUUCUCUGCCAACAACCCCGGUCAGCUGGCUGCAGGGAUGCACGACGGCUCCAUCGCCUUCUACAACGUCUUCUUCAAGGACAACAGGGCGUUCAUGGACACCAGCACUCUCGAGUUUCCUAGAAGGCAUCUGGAACCGGUGUGGCAGGUGACCUGGACCAAAAUUGGGCCGGCAUCGGCAGAGGGGGACAGAGACGAGGCUCUGCUGUCGGCGUCACAAGACGGCAGGAUCACCAAGUGGUUCUUCUGCCCCACUGGACUGGACUGCCUUGACCUGAUGAACAUGAAGAGGCUUCCUCGGAUGAGUGUAUCGAAGAAAGAGAAGGACAAUAUGUUAGAUCUCUUAGAUGCCCCUGCUCGCUGCAUCCACUUCCAUCCAACAGUAAGUCUGUCCGACAGAAACUUAGCAGAAACCUCCAGCUCCAGACAAUGUCCUGGUAUCUACUUGGUUGGGGCCUGGGACGGCCUCAUCCACAAGUGUUCCCUCUCUGAGAGCGAGCGAGGCCUGGACACGUACGCAAAACACUUGCGUCCGGUGAAUGCCAUCGAGUGGUCACCAUUCAGCCCAGAUGUGUUUCUGAGCUGCUCCUCAGACUGGACCAUCCGUCUGUGGAAGCAGGGCACCUUCAGGCCUCUGAUGACCUUCAGAUCCGUCAUGAGCGACGUGGUCGCCGCCAGGUGGUCCCCCGACUGCUCCACUGUGUUUGCAGCCAUUAACAGAGAGCAGUUGGAAGUCUGGGACCUGAACUCCAGCAUUGAGAAACCAACCAUCGUACACCGCACUGCCACCGGAGUCGCACCGACAUCCCUGCUGUUUGGCUCUGGACACGUCCUGGUGGGAGACUCGGAGGGACAGGUGACGGUCUUCAAAAUACAGAACCUCCAAGCUGUAGAGGGCAAGCAGGCCUCCCCACACUUCCUGUUGAACAUCCUGGAUCUGGAUCAGCGUGUUGUCCAGGUCCAUCCUGGAGAGUCUGGACUCCAGGAGAUCUGGAGACGCCAGACAGGACGUCCUAAAAAUCUCACCAUUAUAAAUUUCCACUUUUCAGCUACUUCCACUGUGUUUAGUUUGGAAAGUUGGGGGGAUGAAUGUCAGGACGCAGAGCUGAUUUCUGCUGAGAUGGAGCACAGCUGGAAGAGCUGA